Messenger RNA from Eremothecium gossypii ATCC 10895, 954 nucleotides. RefSeq names its product S-adenosylmethionine-dependent methyltransferase (gene RKM5). NCBI's taxonomy places the organism in Eukaryota, Fungi, Ascomycota, Saccharomycetes, Saccharomycetales, Saccharomycetaceae. The record is from RefSeq and is marked provisional. The transcript has a single exon. Bases 1 to 954 code for a protein of 317 amino acids.
AUGCUGCAAUUAUGUCCUCUGGACGAAGACACCCUCUACACACACGUUUACGAACGAUACGUGGAGCUUGACCGGCAUGCGGAGACGCUGGCCCAGGACCUCGGCAUCCACGCCUCAGAUGCGGAGACGCUGGUCGUCGAUAUCGCUCCCGCCCAACCGACGAAGAGUUCGGACACCUACAGUCUCACAGUCUCGCAGUCGCUCGCCUCGCUCCGGUCCUCUACGGUCAACAACAACUCCACUACAGGCUACGUGCUGUGGUCGGGCACGCCCUUCUUCCUUUGCUGGCUGCUCUACGCCCCUUCAGCCGCACCGCUGCGCGAUGGAGGGCGGGUCCCUGUCACAGACAGCGCUGCGCAGUUCCUACAAUUACCGCCACUCUUCUCCGCGCCAGCGCGUCCCGUCUGCGUCGUUGAGCUUGGCUCUGGUGCCGCCGGCGUCGCUGCGAUCGUCCUUGCGAACUACGUAGACCGCUAUCUCGUCUCAGAUCAGAAGGCUAUCCUCAAGCCGCUGCGCGCCAACCUGCUCGCUAACAUCUCCGAGGUUAGCCGCCGCACCGUGUGCUCUAAGCAAACCCCGGAGCUCUCCUCGAACCGCCGUACUCCUGCGCGCUGUGAGCUCGAGCUCAUCGCGCUCGACUGGGAGCGCAUUGCCACAGUGCCGGCCGCCCUCCGCCCCACAGACGCCGCCCACGUUCACGUGCUUGCGCUGGAUGUGGUGUACAACGACUUUCUGAUCCCACCUCUGCUCACCGCCAUCAAGCGCUUGCUUCGCUGGUACGCUGAUGAGCACGCUGUCAAGGCUACUGCAUAUGUUCUAGUGCAUUUGCGUGCCCAGGACAUCUUGCAGACAUUCCUAGAGCACGCAAUUAUAGAUCUACGCUUGCGUUGCUACUACAUGGACGAGGAGCGCUUGCGCUCCUCUCGUUUUGCCCUGUACUACGUAACUCUUUGA